Molecule: messenger RNA, 714 nt
Organism: Sabethes cyaneus
Lineage: Eukaryota; Metazoa; Arthropoda; Insecta; Diptera; Culicidae
Exons: 2
Coding region: 1-714 (237 amino acids)
Source: RefSeq, a predicted model, not a curated record
AUGGCGUUGCUCAAAGUGAGUUGUCUAGUCUUCCUGUUUGCAGUCGGUGCAGUGUGGAGCGAAAAUGCAGAUGGCGAUCUGGAAACGGCAGAAACGGCAUUGAUAGCAAAGAAGAUUUUGCUUCUGAAAGGAUUAGGUCUCGGCGGAGUUUUGCUGGCUUCCCAAAAUUCUGGUUCUUCCGGACUAGGUGGACUUGGCGGUGGAUUUGGUGGUUUCGGAGGACUGAGCAGUAAAUUUAGUGGACUGCUUGGAGGAGGUUCCCAAUCGGCUGAUUACCCUCCUCCACCACCACCCCCUCCACCAACUUAUAAUUAUGCCCCAAGUUACGUUUCUGCUCCUGCUCCGCAGCCUACUUAUGCCAGUUACAGUACAAACUAUGUAGCCGCACCACCGCCAGUGGCAUAUUCAGCACCUCCUCCACCACCGCCAGUUACGUACUCAGCGCCUCCUCCACCACCACCAGUGGCAUACUCUGCACCACCUCCACCACCACCAGUGACGUAUUCAGCGCCAGCUCCAGCACCAGUUUCCUACGCUGAUGCACCGCAAGUACCAGCCAGCUACAGUGGAAAUCUCCAGUUGGUUGGUAUCCUGACUCCAGUACAAACUGUUCAAGCUCCGGCUCCGGCUCCGGUCAGUUACUCUAGUCAAGUCGCAACUAGCUACUACAGUGCACAACCGUCAGUACCGUCGAAUCAACCAUGUGACAAUUAA